GACUGUCAGCAUUACUGUCAGACACACACAGAACCAGAUGGAGCACAGAGAGGAGGCUGAUGGUGAAACCAGACUUUUAUAAAGGUCUACAGGUCUGGCUUCAAAAUCCUUCUAAUCUGAUCCUGAGGAGUUAAGUUCUGACUUUGAGAGAGAGGAACGGGGCACUUCCUCUAAAAUGAGUCUAUCUGGGGAGAGAGAGGAGGAGGGCCCUGCCUCUAAAAGGAGUCUCUCAGGGGAACAUGACAUGGACACCAAAGCUAAGAGCCCAAUCCAGCAGAGAUCAGCCUCACCUGUACCAAGCUGUGUGUCCAUGAAGAGUGACAGGUCUAUGGAACCACCUCUCAAGUUCAGUGAUGAAGGAGGACCUUCUAAUGAGGAAGGGAUGAGACAGCAGAGACCAGCCUCACCUGUACCCAGCUGUGUGUCCAUGAAGAGUGACAGGUCUAUGUAUCGACCUAUCACAUUCAGUGAUGGAGGAGGACCUUCUAAUGAGGAAGGGAUGAGACAGCAGAGACCCGCCUCACCUCUACCCAGCUGUGUGUCCAUGAAGAGUGACAGGUCUAUGGAUCGACCUAUCACAUUCAGUGAUGGAGGAGGACCUUCUAAUGAGGAAGGAGAUCAACAGGAGAAGUCUGACUCAGACCAGAGUCACCAUGAGGACUUGUCCUCCAUAUUCACAGUGCUUGAGGAGACUGUUAUCAAGUUUGUGAAGAAAGAGCUGAAGAGGAUGAAGAGGAUUCUGAGUUCAGAUUUCCCAGAAGGCUUAGAGAGUCAGAGGGAGGACCAGGAAGUGGUGGACCCUGAAUAUCAGAAGCAGGAGAGCAGUGCCAGAGAGGGAGCUCUGAAGAUCACACUGCACGUCCUGAGGAACAUGAACCAGAAGGAGCUGGCUGACACUCUGGAGAAAAAUGAGCUUGCUGAGAUUUGUCGACAGAAACUCAAAUCUGAACUAAAGAAGAAGUUUGAAAAUGUGUUUGAGGGCAUAGCUAAACAAGGACACCCAACUCUUCUCAAUAAUAUCUACACAGAUCUCUACAUCACAGAGGGUGAGAGUGGAGAGGUCAUUAAAGAACAUGAGGUGAGACAGAUUGAGACAGCAUCCAGGAAAUCAGCAAGACCAGAAACAGCCAUCACAUGCAACAACAUCUUUAAACCCUCAGCUGGACGAGACACACCUAUCAGAAUUGUUCUGACAAAAGGAGUUGCUGGCAUCGGAAAAACUGUCUCUGUGCAGAAGUUCAUCACGGACUGGGCUCAAGGACUAGCCAAUCAGGAAAUCCAGUUCAUCUUUCCUCUGCCGUUUCGAGAGCUGAAUUUGUUGGCUGGAGAAGAGUUCAGUCUGAUGGAACUUGUCCAUCACUUCUUCUCAGAAACAAGAGAAUCAGGAAUCUCCAUCUACGACAAGUACAACGUUCUGUUUGUCUUUGACGGUCUGGAUGAAUGUCGACUGCCCUUAGCCUUCAAAAAGAACAAGAGCUGGUGUGAUGUCACAGAGUCCACCUCAGUGGAUGUUCUGCUGACCAACCUGAUCAGAGGAAAGCUGCUUCCCUCUGCUCUCAUCUGGAUCACCACUCGACCUGCAGCAGCCAAUCAGAUCCCUUCUGAGUGUGUUGACCUGGUGACAGAGGUACGAGGGUUCAAUGACCCACAGAAGGAUGAGUACAUCAUGAAGAGAUGCAGUGAUGAGAUCCUGGCCGGGAGAAUCAUCUCACACAUCAAGACAUCAAGGACUCUCUACAUCAUGUGCCACAUACCAGUCUUCUCUUGGAUUACUGUUACAGUCCUUGAACACAUGCUGAGAACAGAGAAGAAAGAGAAGAUGCCCAAGACCCUGACUGAGAUGUACACAACCUUCCUGGUGUUACAGACCAAACAGAAGAAGGUGAAGUAUGCUGGGAAAGCUGAGACAGAUCCACACUGGGAUGUAGAGAGCAUUCAGAGUAUUCAGUCACUGGGAAAACUGGCCUUCCACCAGCUAGAGAAAGGCAACCUGAUUUUCUAUGAGAAAGACCUGACAGAGUGUGGCAUUGAUGUCCGUGAUGCCUCAGUGGACUCAGGAGUGUUCACACAGAUCUUCAGACAGGAUGGUAAAGCCUUCCAGGAGAAGGUGUUCUGCUUUGUCCAUCUGAGCUUUCAGGAGUUUCUGGCUGCUGUGUUUGUGUUUCUCUCAUUCAUCAACAACCAGCAGAAUCUGAUGUCUGAGACUCCAUUAGCUUCCAGUUCCAACAAACUGUUGGCUCUUUUCAAAAAGAAACCAGAAGUCCGAUUCUACAAGAGUGCUGUGGACAAGGCCUUGCAGAGUAAGAAUGGACAGCUGGACCUUUUCCUCCGCUUCCUCCUGGGCCUCUCAAUGGAGUCCAACCAGACUCACUUACGAGGCCUACUGACUCAGAAAAGUAACAAGACAGAGAGCCAUGAGGAAACAGUCAAGUACAUCAAGGAGAAGAUCAGAGAGGAUCCCUCUGCAGAGAGAUGCAUGAAUCUGUUCCACUGUCUGAAUGAACUGAAUGACCAUUCUCUGGUGGAGGAGAUCCAACACUACCUGAGCUCAGGAAGUCUCUCCAGUGAGAAGAAGCUCUCAUCAACACAGUGGUCAGCUCUGGUCUUUGUGUUGCUGACUUCAGAAGAGAAGAUGGACGUGUUUGACCUGAAGAUAUACUCCAGAUCAGAGAAAGGUCUUCUGAGUCUGCUGCCAGUGGUCAAAGACUCCAAAACUGCUCUGCUGAAUGACUGUAACCUCUCAGAACGGUGCUGUGAAGCGCUGGCCUCAGCUCUCCCCUCCUCAGAUCUGACAGAGCUGGACUUGAGUAACAACAACCUGGGGGAUUCAGGCAUUAAGCUGCUCUCUGCUGGACUGGGGAAUCCACUCUGCAAGCUGGAGACACUGAGGCUGUCAGGCUGUCACAUCACAGAGGAAGGCUGUGCUUCUCUGAGCUCAGCUCUAACGUCAGCCUCCUUCCUGAGACAACUGGAGCUAAGUAACAAUGAUCUGAAGGAUGCCGGCAUGAAGCUGCUCUCUGCUGGACUGGGGAAUCCACUCUGCAAGCUGGAGACACUGAGGUUGUCAGGCUGUCAGAUCACAGAAGAAGGCUGUGCUUCUCUGGGUUCAGCUCUGAAGUCAAACCCCUCCCUUCUGAGAGAUCUGGAUCUAAGCAACAGUGACCUGAGGGAUUCAGGCAUGAAGCUGCUCUCUGCUGGACUGGGGAAUCCACUCUGCAAACUGGAGACACUGAGGUCUGUAAUCAUGUUCAGGGACAAGUAAUAGUUACACAUUCAA
Messenger RNA from Hypomesus transpacificus, 3277 nucleotides. Its product is annotated as NLR family CARD domain-containing protein 3-like. The transcript has 11 exons. The record is from RefSeq and is a predicted model, not a curated record. Bases 176 to 3262 code for a protein of 1028 amino acids. NCBI's taxonomy places the organism in Eukaryota, Metazoa, Chordata, Actinopteri, Osmeriformes, Osmeridae. Gene Ontology annotation, molecular function: protein binding.